Messenger RNA from Sphaerodactylus townsendi, 580 nucleotides. RefSeq names its product serine/threonine-protein kinase PAK 3-like. The record is from RefSeq and is a predicted model, not a curated record. The annotation marks the transcript as partial. The transcript is spliced from 4 exons. Lineage: Eukaryota; Metazoa; Chordata; Lepidosauria; Squamata; Sphaerodactylidae.
AUGGGAUUCUGGGUAAGGAGCUGUACGGGCAGGCGACGGAGAAGCUGGCGGAAGGGGCUCAGUCGUCUCUCUUGGUGCCCUUGCCUUUUGCAGGGAAUUCCAGAGCAGUGGGCCAGGUUAUUGCAGACUUCAAACAUAACGAAACUGGAACAGAAGAAGAACCCGCAAGCCGUUCUGGACGUCCUCAAAUUCUACGAUUCCAAAGAGACCGCAAACAACCAGAAAUAUAUGAGCUUUACAUCGGGAGAUAAGAGCGCCCACGGAUACAUCGCAGCCCAUCCUUCGAGCACAAAAACAGCCUCGGAACCUCCUCUAGCUCCUCCAGUGUCGGAAGAAGAGGACGAGGAAGAUGAAGAGGAGGAAGAUGAUAAUGAACCACCGCCUGUAAUUGCCCCACGUCCAGAACACACAAAAUCAAUUUAUACACGCUCUGUGAUCGAACCCGUUGCAACUCCAGCGCCAGCAAAAGAGCCCACCACUCCCCAGCCGGAGAACUCCAACACAAACACUUUGUACAGGAAUACAGAUCGGCAACGGAAAAAAUCCAAGAUGACGGAUGAGGAGAUCCUAGAGAAAUUAC